UACCGCCUGUACUGACGUGACCAAACGGGCACAGUGUACUCUCGCGAUACCACCCCAGUGGUCUAUUACGCAUGCAGGCUGUGGGUUUGAACCCGACUGGCGGUGGCUGUCGCUUUUGGUGUAAACGGGCUGAAGAGUCAUUGUCAUGCCACCAUUUCGACAAGUUGGAGAGAAGCAACUUCCCAAUGAAAUACUUUACAUGGUGUGGUCCCCUAAACGGGAUCUCAUUGCACUUGCAAACAAAACUGGAGAGGUUUUGCUUCAUCGCCUUGCCCACUUUCAACGAGUCUGGAGUUUGGCACCUAAUGAAAACACAGGAAAAGAAGUAACAUCACUAGCGUGGAGGCCAGAUGGAAAGGUCUUAGCCUUUAGUCUUGCAGACACAAGGCGAAUUGUUUUAUGUGAUGUGGAAAAAGCAGAGAUCCUACAUUUUUUCUCCUUGGAAAACGUAGUUACCUGUAUGCAUUGGACUGAGGUGAUGGAUCCGAAGAGUGCUCCUACCCCAGUCAGUUUACUAGAUGAAGAGGGAAGUCUUUUCUUGCCCAAGUUGCCUGCAUUACCGAAAAGUUACAGUACCUCUGCAAAGAUUUUCAGUGAAGAAAAAGCAGAUGAAGUCACAAAGCUAUUAGGUGACAAAAGGCUAAAUACCCUUGUUCUUGGAGGGGAUUCUGGAUUCAUCGAAUUAUAUGCAUAUGGAAUGUACAAAAUUGCAACGGUAACACAGAUUGCAGGCCGCUGUCUGGAUCUUUGUUUAUCCAGUGACCUGAAAGCUUUGUCUGUUAUCACAGAAGUUCAAUUGUCCAAGGAACCAGAACCAAUUAUCAGCUUUUUUCAGUUGGAUACCACUUUGCUAUCAGAUUGUUUACCUGAGGUAACUCGCAUGGCUCGGAAGUUCACUCAUAUUUCAACACUGCUCCAGUACCAAAAGCUGUCUUUAGCCUGCAUGUGUGAAGCAUGGGAAGACAUUUUGAUGCAAAUGGAUUUAAGACUGACAAAGUUUGUGCAGGAAAAGAGCACGAAGACUUCCGUGCAAGAAGAGUUCAUGGAACUACUGAUGUGGGGAAAAGCUAGUCCGGAGUUGCAGUCUUUGUUAAUGAACCAGCUAACUGUUAAGGGCUUAAAGAAACUUGGACAGUCCAUAGAAUCAUCUUACUCCAGUAUUCAGAAAUUGGUUAUUAGUCACUUACAAAGUGGCUCAGAGGCUCUCCUGUAUCAUCUAAAUGAGUUAAAGGGAAUGGCAAUGUGGAAACAGAAAUACCAACCUUUAGGGUUAAAUGUGCCAGCCAUAGAAGAUGCCAUAAAUGCUGUAGGAACAUUUAUACUGAAAGCAAAUGAAUUGUUACAAGUUAUAGACAGUAGUAUGAAAAGCUUCAAGGCAUUUUUCCGAUGGCUGUAUGCAGCAAUGUUGAGGAUGUCUGAUGAUCAUGUUUUGCCGGAGCUAAACAAGAUGACACAUAGAGAUGUUUCCUUUGUUGCUGACUUCCUGUCUGAACACUUUAAAGAGGCACCAGAGCUUUAUGAUCAAAAGGGCCAGUACUUUAAUGUUGAGAGAGUUGGUCAGUAUUUAAAAGAUGAGGAUGAUGACCUAGUAACUCCUCCAGAGACUGAAGGAAAUCCGUGGUUUACCUUCUUACAAAAUAGUGUCCAUCUUAAAGAAAGUCCCUUGCUUUUUCCAUAUUUUCCUAAGAAAUCACUGCAUUAUGUUAAAAGACUUGUGGAAGCACAGAUUGAUAGUUGCCUACAAAAGCCGGCUGAGGUGAUUGGAAAUUCUGUCCAUCAAGUUGUCUACAUGCCUCUGUACAAGCUGCAUCCAAUUGAGGGGAUUGCACCCAGAUUUUCACUACCAUCAUUUUGGAACGAUAAGUCAUCAAAUCUACUGUAUGUAGUGUUCACAAUGCACAGCAUUGAAUCUUCCAGAAUCUAUAUUAUGCGGAGGCCGACAGACCUUUCAAGGUCUGUUUCCAAUUGGCUGCUUGCUGUAGAGUUUGGAGAUCUGGUGUGGAGCACCAGAAAUGACAGUAACAAGGAAAGUCACUUCAGCUUUUUGGAUGUUGGUUUUUAUGAUGAUGAAAUGCUAACAGUACUAUUGAAGGGACACACAGACAAAGAAGAGAAAGGUCGAAUCUUGGCACAGUUACCGUUAUCAUCGAUUUACAUCAAUGACGAAACCGAGGAAGAAUUCAACUUGGAUGCUGGUAAAAGGAUAGAUGAACAAACCAAUCAAAUUCCAGUUCAGACAGUAGUCCUUGAAAAUCAGUCUCGGACCUUAGAGAAUAUGAAAGCACAAUACCUUGCCGUAAAUGGUAUUCGUAAAGUAUCUUGUGUGCUCAGUUCAAACUUGCGACAUGUACGCGUUUUUGAAAUGGAUGUAGAAGAUGAUGGGGAAGUAGAUGAAGAGGAGGAGCAGGAGGAGCCAGAGUCUCAAAACGUUGGUGAGACUAAAGAAGAGAUGAAAGAGACUGUGAAUGCUCAAGAUAAUUCUGAUGUCAAUGCUGUAGCCAGCAUCGAGAAGCCUGUAUCGUUUGAGGAUGACGCUUCCAGCCUGGAAUCCAUUCCUGGAACCUGGAGUUAGUUUGUGAUAUGUAAACUGCAGUCAUGAACCAGUAUUUCCUAGUACUAGUCAAGUUUAUUUUUGUGGAGAGUAAGUAGCCAGUGGCAGCGUUUUGCACUCCCAAGUCAACUGCAACAGUAACUGCAUGGUAAAUCUCUGAAAAACUAAGAAAAGGUUUCAUUCACUUAGCUUUUGUGAAGUUGUUGACACAAGUUGGAAAUUAUACUAAAUCCAUAAUGGCUGGUGCAAUUUGCUGUGAAUGCUAUUUGUACGAAUUAUAUUACAUUGUUCUGACUUUCACAGCACAUGCAAUGUUUGAAAACAUUAGCACACUGGCUAACAAUAGAAUCAACUCUCUAGUCUUAUUUGAAUACGGUCUCACUGAUAAGCUUGCAUAAAUUGAGCCCUUGUUUCUACAGGAUGUAAAACCAGCCCAGACUUUCAACUGUUCACUUAAGAGGCGAAAGUGUGAGAAUGGAAACUUAAUAUAUUGCAAUGAGAUGAUAGAGGUCACUGACGAGGUUUGGGGUGAAGCACACUAGGAAUGCUUUCAUAUGUAUGCUCAUUGUAAUGAGAUUGUGAGCCUGCUGUUUGUGAAUUCGUUGACUAAAUGAAUGAAACCUUUGUUCAGUUUUCAGAGACAUUUACCAUGCAGUUACUGUUGCAGUUGACUUGGGAGUGCAAAACGCUGUUAUUGGGUACUUACACUCCACCAAUAUCUUAAGCUGAACAAAUGCAAUUAUGUAUAAGCAGGAAGUUCUCAUUAAUUUUUCUGCUGAGAUUUUGAUAUGUCAUUUACAUUAUUUUCUGUGUGAUAGUGUAAAAUCUUUAAUUAAAAUGGAAUGUAAAAGCAGUUAACUUUGCCUUGAAUUAUGUUGCCUUGUGCAUGAUUUAAUAGAACUUUGUUACAAAUACUUCCAGUAAUGUACAUUGUUACACUUUGAGGAGUAAUUUAAUCUGAGUAGUAGCAAAAUUCUCAGGAUUUUACCUAAUUUACUUCAGUUUGUUCAUAUUUAAUUGAAAAUGCUUUUCAAAUGAAAGCUUGUAUCUUCCUGAAUACAGUUUUAUUUUAUCUUUUGUCAUAUCAAAUGAGUUGAUCUUGGAUGUUGACUGCUUCAUUGCUAAAAUUCAGGACUGACAUCAUAUCUUUAAGUUUUACAAGUUUUAAAUGUGUGAAUGCAUGUAAAGCUGGGUUUUAUGCUAAAGAGCAAGCAUAUGGAUUUGAAUUUGUACAAGACUUGCCACAAUUGGAAUUGGUUUGUAGAUACAGGCAUCCUUUUAAAAGGAUAUUAGAAACUUGCAAAUCAAGAAUGUACACUUUCCUAAAAUUCACCAAACAUGGGAAGUACAGAUUUUUAAAAAAUAUUUUGAAAAAUGGAAAAGUUGAAAAAUUAUAUGUUUAAUAUUAAA
Messenger RNA from Stegostoma tigrinum, 3961 nucleotides. RefSeq names its product anaphase promoting complex subunit 4 (gene anapc4). Bases 146 to 2572 code for a protein of 808 amino acids. Gene Ontology annotation, molecular function: protein binding. The record is from RefSeq and is a predicted model, not a curated record. Gene Ontology annotation, cellular component: anaphase-promoting complex; nuclear periphery. The transcript is spliced from 29 exons. NCBI's taxonomy places the organism in Eukaryota, Metazoa, Chordata, Chondrichthyes, Orectolobiformes, Stegostomatidae. Gene Ontology annotation, biological process: anaphase-promoting complex-dependent catabolic process; protein K11-linked ubiquitination; positive regulation of mitotic metaphase/anaphase transition.